This is a messenger RNA of Orycteropus afer afer, 646 nucleotides long. RefSeq names its product MIS12 kinetochore complex component (gene MIS12). Gene Ontology annotation, cellular component: chromosome, centromeric region; nucleus. Lineage: Eukaryota; Metazoa; Chordata; Mammalia; Tubulidentata; Orycteropodidae. The record is from RefSeq and is a predicted model, not a curated record. Gene Ontology annotation, biological process: mitotic cell cycle; kinetochore assembly; protein localization to kinetochore.
AUGUCUGUUGAUCCUAUGACGUAUGAGGCACAAUUCUUUGGCUUCACACCACAAACUUGCAUGCUUAGGAUCUACAUUGCAUUUCAAGACUACCUGUUUGAAGUGAUGCAGGCUGUUGAACAGGUUAUUGUGAAGAAACUGGACGGCAUCUCAAACUGUGACAUUAGCCCAGUGCAGAUUCGUAAAUGCACAGAGAACUUUCUCAGCUUCAUGAAAGGACGUUUUGAUAACCUUUUUGGCAAAAUGGAGCAGUUGUUUUUGCAGUUGAUUUUACGUAUUCCUCCAAAUAUUUUGCUUCCUGAAGAUAAAUCCCAGGAGACGCAUCCUUGUAGUAAGGAAGAAUUCCAGCUUCUUCAAAAAGAAAUCGAACACUUACAGAAGAAGUAUAAGACUGAAUUGUGGGCUAAGCAGGCCCUUCUUGCAGAAUUAGAAGAACAAAAAAUUGUCCAGGCGAAACUCAAACAGACCUUGACUUUGUUUGAUGAGCUUAUAAAUAUUGGCAGAGAUCAUGGGACUAGUGAUUUUCGGGAGAGUUUAGUGUCCCUGGUCCAGAACUCCAAGAAACUACAAAACAUUAGAGACAAUAUAGAAAAGGAAGGUAAAAGGCUAAAAACAUCUUAAUUUCUAAAUGGUAAAAAGAAAGAAC